UAUCCCCACCGCUCGCCAUCACAUCUGGGUUUGUUUUUUUUUGUACUUACCGCACGCGUAAGUCGUAAGUGAGACCGCAUGUUACGGUCAAUUUACCCCACUGUUACCAAUUCUUGUAUCCCUACCAAGUACCGCGAUGCACAUUGCGUUAAAUCUUAUAAGAAUUUACCAACAAGCCGGCUUUUCCUCAAUAUUUUUUUGACGUUUGUAAAAGACAGUUUGAAAUUAAAUGAGAAGUUGCAAUGUUUGUGGUUUUGUUAUUUGUGUUAAAUGCGGUUGUGCUUAGUAAUUGUGUAAACGAAGCACUUGUAGGACAGUCAGUGCUUUAUGGAAUAUCGUAUUUGGCGCAAGAAGAUGCCGAUUUUUCGUCGGCAUGUCAGGAAGAAUUGGCGCUUUUCUACAAGUCGGUGGAAGAGCAGAAACCGUGGGCUUUAAAAGUUUUGGAUGCAAGCGGAAAUCCAGGUCCCGGUUUCUUCUACGGCAACAACCUCUGGCUGGGUUCUUACGCACAAUGUGAAGAUUUAGACAACACCAGACGCUUCGAAAUCAACUACGAAGUCGUCAAGCACCCCAAUAGCACCCCGUACGAUUUUCCUCCCUUUCAAUUGGGCUUUUUCGUAGCCCACAUUCAGCAUAAUAGCACCAUGCAGCACCACAGUCAACUACCUCUAGAGUUUACCAUACGAACUGGACUUUGCGCCCCUCGGUCUUGUUCAACACACGAUUUAGGUUCUUUGAUUGAACAGUACCUCGACAAUAGAACCCUCACCGUUCAAAAUUUAUACAACUUGCAGUUAAUUUUAACCAUGGUGAGGUCUGUAGAACCACUUGGCUUGUGGUUGUUCCAACUGCCAAAAACCAUUGUCUUACUAACACUGGUUUUUGUCGUUCUAAUUUUGGCAAUCGUUGGUACUUGUUACGACGUUCGACAGCAUCAACGGUCCAAGAAUCUUAUUACCGGUCAUCGAGGUAAUCUUACAGGAAAACCGAGUAAUAGUGUGUCUGAAGUGGAACUGGUAUCUAAUUCUUCGUCGGAAGACGAGAGGACAAGCACCUUGGGUGAAAUCCUCAAAUGCUUCUCUUUAUAUUCAAAUAUAAAGAACUUAGUAAAAAGUGAUUUACCACCAAAUUCUGUGACUAUUAUUCAUGGUUUAAAAUUCUUUGGCAUGUUGUGGGUGAUUAUGGUACAUGCUGUAUUCUACCAGUCAGACUAUUUGGACAAUAUGGGUGUGGCUUACAGACUAUCCGAAGACAUUUUUGCCCAAAUAUUAAGUAAUUCAACAUACUGUGUUGACACAUAUCUGUUUCUCAGUGGAUUCCUGUUAGCUUAUCUCUUUUUUAUGGCGAAGAAAAACAUUGACAGAAUUAGCAGUGGAGGUUAUCUCAAAAAUGUGUUGCUGUUCUUUCACAUGUUUAUGAAUCGAUUUCUAAGGUUAACCCCUCCAUACGUUUUUGUUAUUUUGAUGACAGAUGUGAUGUACACUUACUACAGGAAAGCUUCAGUGCUUUACACUAGCGAACACAAUGACGAUCUGUGUCCAAAAUACUGGUGGAGGAACUUGCUCUACAUCAACAAUUUGUUCCCUAGAUCAGAAAUGUGCCUCAGCUGGUCGUGGUACCUCUCUGUUGAUACACAGUUCUUCGCUAUAGCUACAUUCUUACUUAUACUUUCAACAACCAAAUUUAAAACAUCAGCAACCAUAACCGUUCUUUUAAUUGUUGUUAAUAUUUUCGCCACCACUUACAAGUCUUACAGUAUUAAAUACAUACCGACAAUGGAUGACCAAUUGACACAGCUCGACGCCAUUUACGAUUUGCCGUGGAACCGAAUUGGCCCUUACCUAGUUGGAGUAAUCACGGCUUAUAUUUUCGUUGUUAAACUCGAACGGAAGCUUAAACUGACCAAGAUUGCUAAAACUAUUUUGUGGACUGUUUUCCCAGCUUUGAAUCUCUGGAUUAUGUUCACGAUUUAUACGAGAAAUUUGUCCGUUGAAUUUUCAGCAGUGUAUAUGGGAGUUUCGAGAACCUUAUGGGGAGUAGGAUUGGGGUGGUUGUUGAUAGCGUGCUGUACAGGAAAUGCAAGGAUUUUGGAGCAAUUCCUUUCUUUUCCCGGCUGGAUUCCACUGAGUCGAUUAACAUACUGCGCAUACCUUCUAAAUCCUCUUUUAGCCAACAUGAUCUACAUGGGAUCCAACAGCAGUUUAAACGCCUCAAAGGCUUCGUUCGGAGCUCUUUCACAGGGCAUAGCGAUGUCAACAUUCUUUUUAGCUUUCUUUUUCUCCGUAUUAAUUGAGUCUCCGAGUAUUUUACUUACCAAAAUGGCUUUCAAGAAACUAACGCAAAAGAAGGAUACCAAAAAUGCUACUUCUGUCUAGUACUUAUCUGUGAUUGUAGUUUAAUAUGAAGUUAACUAGUAAGUUAGUGAAUGAUCUAUGUAUAACCAUGUUAUAUGUUAUAAUAAAAUAAGUGUUAUUUUUGUGGCGUUAAGACAAAAAGCGUUGUCACGAAUAAAUAUAAUUUCGUUGAAAAUACGUGAAGAUCCAUAGGAAAAGAAGUCAUAAAUUUGAAAAAUAUGAUGAAUGAAUUGAUGUUUUCUUUUUUGAUCUCUUUAUAGUUUUAUCGAUUUACUUUUUAUAAUUUGGUAGGUAUUCAUUUCAAAAUUAGAAUUGUGAUACAAAAUAAAAUUACGAGAAAUUUUAUAACAAAAAGAACCGAGCUGUGUACGUUUAUUUCUGAGUAGUAUCAUUAAACUUAGCCAAGCCAUUAUAUGUUGUUCCUUUUUUAUUUUAUCUGUCAUUAUUAGGUACAUGUUAUUUUUGUUGUUAUACAUUCAUAUUUGCCACACACUAAAUACAAUGUUUAAUAAUAUGUAUACAGAAUUUGGAAUAAAUAAAAUAAA
Messenger RNA from Zophobas morio, 2899 nucleotides. RefSeq names its product nose resistant to fluoxetine protein 6-like. The record is from RefSeq and is a predicted model, not a curated record. Lineage: Eukaryota; Metazoa; Arthropoda; Insecta; Coleoptera; Tenebrionidae. The transcript is spliced from 12 exons. Gene Ontology annotation, molecular function: acyltransferase activity, transferring groups other than amino-acyl groups. The coding region runs from base 243 to 2375 and encodes 710 amino acids.